ACAGAAACUCCGAGGGAAUUGAACUGGCUGGAACCAGGUGGCGGAGUCGGAGCUGAACCAUGGGCCGGAUUACUGAAGAUCUUAUUAGGCGAAAUGCAGAACAUAACGACUCUGAAAUUUUUUCCUUGGAGGAACUCUCCUUGCACCAACAAGAAAUUGAAAGACUAGAAAAUGUUGACAAAUGGUGUCAGGAUUUAAAAAUUCUCUACCUUCAAAAUAAUCUCAUAGCAAAAAUUGAAAAUAUUAGCAGACUAAAGAAAUUGCAGUAUCUGAAUUUAGCUUUGAACAACAUUGAAAAAAUUGAAAAUUUGGAAGGAUGUGAAGGAUUGGAAAAACUUGAUCUGACAGUAAAUUUUGUUGGAGCAUUGAGCAGCAUUAAAAUUCUUCGACAUAAUAUAAAUCUUAAAGAAAUUUUUCUUAUGGGUAAUCCAUGUGCAGACUUUGAAGGAUACCGAGAGUUUGUGGUUGCUACUCUUCCACAAUUGCAACGUUUGGAUGGCAAAGAAAUAGAGCGAUCAGAGAGAAUUAAGGCAUUGCAGAACUACCCAGUAAUUGAAGAGAAAAUCAGAGAACAGGAAACGGCUUAUUGCCUCAAAAGAUCCAAAGAGAAAAAAGAGGCUGAGAGAAAACUUCAAGAAGAGGAAGAGAAGGAAAAAUGGAAGGAAAACAAAAGUAAUCCAGGCUUCGAUGGACGUUGGUACACAGACAUCAACAACACUAUUCCAUAUUCUGUGCUUCAGAGGAAUGAAAAAGAACAUCCAGAGAUAGAAGAAAACAAAGUUAAUAAAAAGACACCAGAUGAAUUGGAGAAAGAAUUCUGGGAGAAGCCCACAUUGUAUAGCCCUGAGUCUAGACUAGAAACUCAUCGAUACUUGGAAAAACAAAGGAAUAAAGAGAAAUCAAGUGACAAAACGAAGAAAGAAAAGCCCCCUAGGACUUUGAUCACUGCAGAUGGACGAGUGUUGAAUAUUAAUGACCCCAAGCUUGAUUUUUCUUUGAAAGAUGAUGAAGAAAAUAAUCAAAUUGUUCUGGAUCUUGCUGUAUAUAGGUUUAUGGAUACUUCUCUAAUGGAUGUUAAUGUGCAGCCAACUUAUGUCCGAAUAAUGGUCAAGGGGAAGCCAUUUCAACUUGUACUUCCUGCUGAAGUGAAACCAGAUAGUAGUUCUGCCAAAAGAUCUCAGACAACUGGACACCUGGUGAUCACCAUGCCAAAGGUAGGAGAAGUAAUUACGGCUAACAGAAAAGCACGUACACAUGAGAAAAAUAAUGAAAAAAACAAAUUGCAACAAAAGAAAAGAAGCAAACAAAUUGAGAAACUAGAAGUAGAUCCUAGCAAGUAUUCAUUUCCUGAUGUGACAAAUAUAGUCCAAGAGAAAAAAACUGCUUCCAGAAAAAUCAAAGCUACAUCUCCAGUUGUACCCUGUGCUGAAGAUUCCAACUUUGAAGAUAACCCUGAAGUUCCACCUUUGAUUUAAAACCUUCAAAAAUUACUUUACUUGAUUAUGAUCUGCAUGAUCUUUAAGUCUAGAAAAUGUCAUCAUAUUAAGUUAAAAUUGCAUUGUAAUUUGUAGCAAAAUAAUUUCUAUUAUAUUUUUACCUACUUUGAAUAAUAUUCUUUUAAGAAUAACAUAUAUCUUGUUUCUGUACUAUUGAUUCUGUUGUAACACAUCAGAAAUUAUUUGUUUUAUCAAUAUUUAAUAAUAUUUUUCUACUGAGUUUUUCAUGUCAAUCACAUAAAUAUUAUAAGAACAUAUGAAAGCAAAUGGUCAGUAGAUUAAGGUAAACAGUCAUUUGAAUGGGAAAAUAGUCAUUAAUUUAUCUUUAUGUGGAGCCAUUAUUCUAUAGUUAAAUGUUAAAUAAGUAUCUGUUUUCUGUAUGUUUAUUUUUUUUUCUAAUUGUGAACCUGUAUUCUAAUCUCUUAGGGUUAGAGAUGUAAGAAGUAGGAACAUAGCAAUAUGAUCCCAAAGUAGAACAGACUUGUGUGUCCGAAAAGAUUUGAGCUUUUCGUUGGCCUUUACUGAUGGUCAGAGAGCCAGGAGAGAUCAACCAGAGGCUGUAGCCUAGAAUAGGGAAAGAGGAAGUAGUAUGUCUGUGUCUAUGCUUGGGAAUUGGGUUCAGUUGUCGGUGGCAGAAACAACAGUUUAACUUUAUCUGAGAGUUCUAUGGCUUCCAAAGGGAAGGGGACUGAGGUGCCUGGCUAGGAAAGCAGAGUAAAGGAAGAAGGUUGCUGGCAAAAGUCAGAAGUGUUGUUAUACUCAGCGACUAAGAAAAUUGCUUUAAUAAACCAGUCAAGACAGGAAGAAUUCAUUAAGCACAAAAGUUUCUAAAGCUGCAGCCACUGGUCUUUCUGGGAGGUGACUCCUUAAAUCAGUGUAGGCAUGUUAACUCCCAGAAAGGAAGUCUUAAGCUGAUGAGUUUUUUGGGGAAGCCUGGGGACAAGAAUAGGCCUUUGUUGCGCAAGAUGAGCCCUUUUAGUCUUAAAGCUACUUGAUACGGGUCUGGAAUCUAUUCUCAGAACUGAAGUUAGAGAGUUCACGUCCUUAAGGUUAACAGAUUUAACCAUACAGGCAAAAAAAGAGAGAACUAAUAAAAAAAAAAAAAAGAUCUAGUUUCUUGUACAUAUUUUCUGAAAACCUAGAAUGAACUCAUUAGAUCUGUGUGUAUGUGUGUGUGUAGUGUGUGUGUAAUUAUUGUAACUAUACCAAAAGCUUUUCUAGCUCUCUAGUAAAACCACCCCCAAUUCGUCUUACCUUAUACAGCCAAUGUUAGACCUUAAAAGCCAGUGUUGACAUACCAAAAUCAGGUCUUUCUCAAACAUAAAAAUGACAUACAUAGAUGCAAUAAAAGCUUGAUAUAACAAAAUAA
Messenger RNA from Antechinus flavipes (yellow-footed antechinus), 2865 nucleotides. It is a transcript of the gene DNAAF11, whose product is annotated as dynein axonemal assembly factor 11. Gene Ontology annotation, molecular function: protein binding. The coding region runs from base 60 to 1475 and encodes 471 amino acids. The record is from RefSeq and is a predicted model, not a curated record. Gene Ontology annotation, biological process: outer dynein arm assembly. Lineage: Eukaryota; Metazoa; Chordata; Mammalia; Dasyuromorphia; Dasyuridae. Gene Ontology annotation, cellular component: cytoplasm. The transcript is spliced from 12 exons.